This is a messenger RNA of Physcomitrium patens, 4071 nucleotides long. NCBI's taxonomy places the organism in Eukaryota, Viridiplantae, Streptophyta, Bryopsida, Funariales, Funariaceae. The record is from RefSeq and is a predicted model, not a curated record.
UGCGCAAAUCGCAUCGAAAUUUGCGUUGUGAAGGCGUUGGCGAUUUUCUCAAGUGGAGGCGCAUGGUGUCCUGUCGGCUUCACGUGGUGCAUGGCCGUUUCCUCUAAAAUAUAGCAUUUUCACCACCUUCUGUUGCCUUCCUGCUGUGCGCGUGGGAAGGCGAGCUGGGCAGGUGGCCACUUUGGUGUCUUCUGCCGCCGGGGUGCAUCGGGGAGCUGGGACAUUGUGAGGAGCUAGUCGUGUUGUUGGCUUUUCAAGAAUCCAUGGUGAGAGAGUGGGUGCAGUGUGUUCGCAGUAUAGUCAACGACGUUGAACCAUUUUUUGGACGCUCUACUUGGAUUUAUGUGACCGUUGGGAUUAUAAAGUGCAUGACCAGAAUUUCUCCAAACGGCGAUGCGUGUUGAAUCCGGGGGUGUCGACUCCCAUAUUUCAGAUUGUGUUCUGCAUCCCUUCCGCUGCGAGCUUCAGGUAGGAGUGAGUUACAAAAUGUUUUAUCAGGUGUUGGGAUAAGGCUGCUGUUAGAAGAGCACGAUGGAGGACCAGGAUCCAUCAUCCUCAAGCGCCAAGGUUGGGAUGGCGGCUGCCGCCUCAGGGCGUUCGUGGGGACGCGGCAGGUACAAUGCUGCCCCACGUUCAGAGCGAAAAUCCUUGGAGGUAUUCGGAGGCGCGCCCACGAGUACCUGCUAUCUUCGAGCGGCAGGAACUUUGUUCGGAGGCAAUUCGGUAGCAGAAGGAGAGCAAGAAUCUGAAGCUGCGCUAUCCCCACAGAUUGAUCUGCAUCGGAAAACUCCCAGCAUCGAUGAGAACUUCGGAGGCGUCAGACGCAGGAAGGUCAGAUGCAGGCAGCGACGUAAGUCAUGCAUCUAACGUGCCAAGGGUCUCACGCGAAGUCAGGGAUGCUCUGUCCACUUUCCAGCAGACCUUCGUGGUGUGUGAUGCUGUACAACCCGACUUUCCCAUCUUGUAUGCAAGUGCAGGCUUCUUUACCAUGACGGGGUAUACGCCGAAGGAGAUCAUCGGCCGUAGCUGCCGUUUCUUGCAGGGCCCUGAAACUGACAAGGCGGACAUUGCGAGUAUCAGAGAGGCACUCCAGCAGGGCAAGAACUUCUGCGGCCGCUUGCUCAACUACAAGAAGGAUCGUUCCGCGUUUUGGAACCUGCUUACCAUGACCCCGAUCAAGGACGAUGCCGGCAAAGUUCUGAAAUAUAUCGGAAUGCAGGUUGAGGUGAGUAAGCACACGGAUGGCUUGAAGGAGAAGGCGUUGCGUCCUAACGGCCUGCCCGAAUCACUGAUCCGUUACGACGUAAGACUGCAAGACAAGGCAGCGGAAGCUGUUGGCGACCUAGUUAUGGCGUUGAAGAACUCGGGAGCGUUAACAUUGACCACAAAAAGACCAACUUCUAGCCUGAAACCAACGCCAUCGAUGCUGACAGAGAAUGACAUGGCCCAUUCUGUGACGAAUACAAAGCCCACAUUCCAAGGUCGUCAGAUUGAUUCCUCACGACGACGGUCGACCAGCACAAACGUCAUGAUGCGAAGUGAUUCUCAUUUUUCGAAUACCCCCGAGAAUGAUCAGCUCGCGCACUCUCUACGGCGAAAUCGGCGAUCGUCUGGGUUUUUGUCCCUCCUUGGGUUGGGGAAAUCGGAGCCUGCAUUACCGGACCCCGAAUUGGAUCCUGAGCUGAGAAUGCUGGACGACGAAGACCGGCCGGAGAGUUUUGAAGUUGAUGUUGAGAGGAGUAAGAAGACUCGACGUGGUAUUGAUCUGGCAACUACUUUAGAACGUAUUCCGAAAAAUUUCGUGAUUACUGAUCCUCGCCUUCCAGACAAUCCAAUUAUAUUUGCAUCCGACGAGUUUCUGGAGUUGACAGAGUACAGUCGAGAGGAGAUUCUCGGCAGAAAUUGCCGGUUCUUACAAGGACCAGACACAGACCGCGCUGUCGUUGAUCAAAUCCGCGAUGCCAUUGCCGCCCGUCGCGACAUCACAGUGCAGCUUCUCAAUUACACCAAGAGUGGGAAGCCGUUUUGGAAUCUGUUCCACUUGCAGAGUAUGCGAGAUCAUAAUGGAGAGUUGCAAUACUUUAUUGGAGUUCAGCUCGAUGGCAGCGAGUAUCUUGAACCGGAGAGACGUGGGUUGCCCAAGAAAACUGAGAAAGAGGGGACUAAAGAAGUGCAAGAGACGGCUGGUAACAUCGAUGGCGCCCUGCGGGAGCUUCCCGAUGCUAAUAUGAAUCCCGCUGAUUUGUGGUUCACGCAUUCACUGCUUGUGCACCCGAAGCCGCACAGGAAAGACUCACCAGCUUGGGAUGUAAUUCGAAAAAUAACGAAUGAUGGGCGAAGUCUAGGAUUGAAAGACUUUCGCCCAAUCAAGCCUCUGGGGUCCGGUGACACGGGAAGUGUGCAUUUGGUGGAGCUUCGUGAGACGGGGUUGGUGUUCGCCAUGAAAGCGAUGGACAAAAGUUUGAUGAUGCUGCGGAACAAGGUGCACCGAGCACGCGCAGAGCGGGACAUUCUGGAUUUGACGAAGACGCACAUUUGCUUGAUCACCGACUUCUGCCCUGGUAGUGAACUCUUCUUGCUCCUCGAGCAGCAACCGCGAAAAGUGUUCACCGAAGACGUGGUCCGUUUCUUCGCGGCCGAAGUCGUCAUCGCUCUUGAGUAUCUGCAUUGCGUUGGCGUCGUGUACCGGGGCCUGAAGCCAGAAAACGUCUUGCUCCAAGCGGACGGGCAUAUACAGCUAACGGACUUUGACUUGUCAUUCUUGACAUCGGCGAAGCCUAGGCUCGUCGAACAAGCUCUGCCUCCAGGCCGCCGCAGAAAGCCAAAACAUUUCCCUCCUCCGAUAUUCUUCAUAGAACCCGCGACUUGUUCGAACUCCUUUGUGGGUACUGAAGAAUACAUUGCGCCUGAAAUUAUCACUGGACUUGGUCACAGCAGCGCCGUGGAUUGGUGGGCGCUCGGGAUCCUAAUCUACGAAAUGCUGUAUGGUCGAACACCAUUCCGAGGGAAAAAUCGACAAAAGACAUUCACCAAUGUGCUCCAAAGAGACCUCAUCUUCCCGACAAGCAUUCCGGUAAGCAUACUUGUGCGACAGUUAAUGCGGGACCUUCUGCAACGUAACCCAAACAAACGGCUUGGCUCCCGCAACGGCGCCAACGAUGUGAAGAACCAUCCAUUCUUUAGUGGCAUCAACUGGUCGCUCCUCCGCCAUAUGAAGCCGCCGCCGUUGGAAACUCCAGUCGUGCUCAUUGCACCCCAAGCGGAGUCGGUCAAAGCUGGUGAAGGCUUGAAUUGGGAGGAGGAAGUGUCCGUUCCCGCUUCCACAUUUCAUGAAUUCUGAACACUCCUCUCCACGCUUUGUUGUUACCUACGAGGUUAUCGUAUCUGCAAACGACUACAGCGCGGAUCAUGUGCGCAAGUGAACACGAGUGGUAGUUGAGUCCGUGAAAUAGUGGAGCAUAGGUUUUUUGCCUCCUUAAUUUGUCGGGAAACCAUGACUAAGAAUGGCGCAUUUUCUGUGGUUUGUGAUUGCUUCAUUCAAGGUGAUUUUACAGACCAGGAAUGAGAAAGCGCAGAGUUUCACAGGGGCGGUUCUUACAAUGUGCGGUGGGGUUUCAAUUUUUCUUUUCUCAAAAUCGAAAACUGACACUGAACUACAUGCUCACAGGUUGCCUAACCACACCCAUCUGAACACAUUUGAACUUGUUUCAACCAACUGGUGCCUACAUAGGCGCCAUAGAGCUCUUUGAGAGGAUAGUGUUGGCAACAAAAUUCUAAAAGAAUUUGGAAGUUCCGCCACCGGGGAGAACAUUUCAAGGGUAGAGAGAUGAUUCAACUACCCUGUCAGCUGCAGCAUAAGUUAUAAAUGACACUGAACAACAUAAAAAUGUCUUUUUAUUUAUGUGACUAGAAACCUUUUCUAUGUUAGUACUGUUUCCAGUAAAGAGCAGUCAGAGUGAUGUUGCUUUGUGCUGCUUGACCCUCAUCUACUGAAAAUCCCUUGCGAACUCGUAUGGCCAGCUUUUUAUUAUUUCCAGUACACAAACCAUGAGAAAACAUGCCUUCUUUAAA